Molecule: messenger RNA, 1914 nt
Organism: Acanthosepion pharaonis
Lineage: Eukaryota; Metazoa; Mollusca; Cephalopoda; Sepiida; Sepiidae
Source: the annotation of a GenBank genome assembly
AUGCUGGCCGCUCGAUCCAUGCUCAGAUAUGGCGUGAUUUGGACGCUUCGUUUGGUCACAUGCAGGAAUCUUUUGGGUACCACUCCAUACCGACAGAUGUGGGUUAAAUCAAAAUUACAAGGGCUUUUCACUUUGUUAUCACGAUCAAAGCGGACAGUUCUCCUUCUCAUCAUCCUCCUGAUCAUUAUUGCUUAUUUUGCUCCAUUGAAUUUCCGCAAGAAAACACAUUCUACCAGCUCAACAUCCCGAUGCAUUGAGGAAAAACUUUCCAUUUUCCUUCACUCAAUAGAAACUGAUGAUGCUGUGGUUAUCCCAGCACAGCAACCAGAUAGUACAGAGAGCGUAUAUUUGCCUUAUGUGGGUAAUGGCAAGCUAGCAGCAGCAUUCCACAGCCAGAAGGGUCUGUAUAUCCGUACCAACCGUGCUCUGUCAUUGCCUGUCCACUUCUACCCAGUUGUAGAAACCAACGUCCGAGGACAUGAAUCAAAAGAGGCUCAUGUGCUUGAUAUUCGGGCAGGUCUUGCUUACCAGAUACAAGCUUUCAAGAAGGAUACUGAUUGUGUAUCGGUAGGCUCUCAGCUUUAUGCUCACCGGUCACGGCCUUCUCUACUUAUCCAGGAUAUACGGAUCCAUAAUCCUUCUUCCAUCCCUGUUGUGGUGGAAUUGCACAGAUUUAAGGCACCUGAAUGGACGUGGUCACUCCAGGAAUAUGUUGGAAGCAGUUCGUCCUCCGAUGGUGUCCAGUUUCAUCAAGCAGAACGUGUGGUUAGCAUACCCAACUCAGACCUUGUGGUUGUUGUUUCCAUAGCAGUGGUCAGCAUACCACAAAAUGUGCUUGUCAAAGCAUUGAGCACUCUAAAGCUGCAUGUAGUAACAGUGGUGCAUUAUUCACAGCCACUGGAGCAGCAGUAUGCACAGAAGUUGAAGCAAGAUCUUGCACCUAAGGUGCUUGCUGAAAUGCAAGAAGUUCUGCUGAUUGAUGAGAAGCAAUUACGACAAGAACACACUAAAGUGUGGAGCAAGUUGUGGUCAAGUGGUUUCAGUAUUAGCCAUUCGAAAGCAGCCCAUGCGUUGAACGGACACAAAAUCAACACCACUACAUAUUAUGUACUGAGCAAUGUCAUGUCUCCAAUGCAUGAUUUAAGCUCUACAGAAUUAGUCAGAAAUGACAUCAUGGGAAUUCUUCAUCAUCCAGAUCAAUGCUACAGUGGCCAUUCCACUCUAUUCUCAUCAACACUGUGGCUUGAUGCUGAAGAUGAAGAUGCCAUUGCUAGAAUUGUGACUACUUGGAUGAUCACACUUGAGAAACAGGGAUGUUCUCUCAUGGUGAAAUCUGGUGCUGAAGGGGUUUUACAAGCGAUGGUCCUCAGCAUUGGAGGACUGCAUUUUACCAACCACCAUUUAGAAUUUACUAUGCAACCCAAAGAUCUUCACAGAGAUUAUUUCUUCCGUCGCAUCAAUUAUGGUAACAACACUCAUCUGAAUAUCUCUGUGAUUGUGGGACAAGAUAACAAAGCUAAUUUGUAUGUCUCUUUGGAUAGAAAUGACCGACCUUACUAUGCCUGUGAUGCUGGCUGUAUAGACCCACCUGUGUCAUUAAGUAAACGUUGGGCUCAGUUCCCUGUGAAACUAACAGAGCCUAUAACAUCAAUUUUGUACAUCACUGCUGACAAACAACACAUGGAGGAAUUGAAACAUGCAAUUCAUGUUAGAGAAAUUGCUGAAGCACCUGCUCACGAACAUCAUGUGAUAGCUUUGCACAAGCACGGUCACAAAUUUGGAGGCCUACCCACUCUCUUUUGGGUGUCUAUUGCGUUCCUGGUCAUUGUUUUCCAUCUCUUCCUCUUCAAGUUGAUCUAUAAUGAAUAUUGCCAAGGACAGGAGAUUUUCUCACGGUCAAAAUAUAAUUUGUGA